UUAACUGGAGGACAGGGGCCAGCAUUGCCUGGUCUAUGCUGUUACUUCCACCCGCUGUAGGGAUUUACAUCUGCUUAGCCCACUUCUCUCUGCUUCAUCCCACGACAUGGCUCUUUGGAUGGUUACAGACAUGUUUUUCUCUACAUGGGAUAAGCUGCGUGUUCGUCAUCUUUCUCUGUUCAUUAUUUGCUGCAAUCAGUAAUGCAUUCUCUUAUAUUGUUGUCCCCUACAUCCAUAGAAAUCGGCUGUCAGUCAUCCUGUCAGUCACACGUCCGUCACGCCUACUCCAUGCAGCAGGCCAUGCCCUCCUGGGUGGGAUCACCGCCUGGUCCUCCUGUAAGCUAGUUAGAGGCGACUACCUGGCCCUAUCCACACGAUGUAACGGGGAGGAGAGAGGCCUGUGCCUCAAUGAGCGCCAUCUAUUUCUUGUUCUCUUUGGGGCUUUCAUUGGUAUUGUAUACAGUGUUUCAUAUUAUCUGAACAGACACAAUCUACUGACUUUCAACAUCAUACAGCAGGUGAAGUUCUUCCAAGUGAAGUCCAACGUGCCACAAAUAGUCUUGAAGAAUUCUGUGUGGUCCCUCCGUCUGUGUACAUACUACUACGCAUUCUACUACCUAUGUGGUUGCUUGUUCAAAUCCUGGCUCCUCACCAAUCUGGAUCUCCAGGAGCUUGCGAUCCCUGUGGACUCCAUCAGAGGUCUCCUGGAUAUCAGGCUGCUAUGGCAGGCAUGGCUCUUAGGAACCAUUAUCACCCAUUUAUGGACUUUCUCUCUUUACCUCUUCAAAGUCUUUAAUACAGAGGUGUAUGAGUUUCCAAUAGAGACGGCUUUCAACACAAGUGAGGAGUGCACGCUUCAUCGAGCCUUGGGCAAACGGAACAGUCCUCUGGUCCAAUACUUGGCUUAUCAAGACCUCAGCAUUCUCUCAGAACACUCACUAGCUAGGAGGAAACAGAUAUUUACUCUUAGUCAGCCAGGUGGUCACCCGCACAACUGGACGAGGAUCAGUUCUGAAUGCCUCCAGCUGCUUGCCUCGCUGACCGAUAGGUUGAUCGUCCAUCAAGAGUGGGCGGCAAACGGCAUCAACAGAGAGAAAAGAAUGAAGAAAGAGGAAGAGAAGAAGACAAAGAAACAAAGUGGGACAAAUGCACAGAGAGUGUCCAGCAGUAGCUCCUUCUACACAGCAGCUACUUCCCCUGGGCCCCACCAGCGUAUUGCCACCCUGUCUGCUACCACCUACGGUACCCCAGUCGACUACCCUUCCCCUGGGUAUGCCAUGCCGAGGACCCCGGCCCGGCAUAAUGCCAGCUAUAAUGCUCGCACACCGGGUGGAGACAGUGUGUGGGUAGAUUCGCCAGCCAGUCAUACCUAUGUCCCUUCACCUAGGAGGCCUAUUCAUGAACACCAUAGAGGUAUGUCUCCUCAACGGGCAUCUUUUCAAGUCUUCAGGAGACCCUUCUUUGUCUUCCUGUAUCCUCGGAUUGCGGUCAUCAGGCAGCUACCUCUCUUCCGCUACUUUGUGGACCCUUUCCCCGAGGCUGAUAAUCGCUCGUUGUUCACCGAGACGCAGCUCCACAUAUGGGCUUUAGAAGCCUUUGCAUCCUUGGUUGCAGCUUCAUACGCUGAAGACUCGUAUGGAGUAGUGCAAAAAAGCCUUCCUGACAUACUCACUGAAAUGCUUGCCUUGUAUAAUGCUCUAGAAAAACUCUUGAAGCUUCCGACACUCCUGACUGCUCGUGACCCCCGUGAACUCAAGGUCACGAGGAUAGGCCCCGCCCACCCUGACGAUCAGCUACGUAAUGACCUUAGAACCACCAUCAAGACAUCAUUGCACAGAAUUGGGUCUACCUUUAAUAAACAUCUCAAGAGUGUUCCACUGGCACUAGAAUACAGGAAGCAGCUCGAUGAAUUGAUGGAUUACAAAAUAUGAGAAGCAAGGACAUCCGACCAGUAUGUCAGUCUCAAUUCUUCUAACCUCAACAUCCCCCUAUUAAAGUUUGUUGAACCUGAGAUGGUCAUGACUGAGAAUAAUUGCUGCUGAGUAAAUGUUUCUAAUUUCGAUAUGUCCGUGAUGCCCUUUAAAGAUAUAAUUUACAUGGAAGAGAGGAUUCCUUGUAUUUCUGAGGACAGAGAAUGCAUGCCAUAGGACUCGUAAGGGCAAUUUCAUGAAAUACAUGUAAUCCAGCCUAUAUGUGAUGCUAGUCUACUGUACAGACCCUUUACUCAAGGAUUUCAAUUGGUCUGAAUAUGCAGCCUAAGGUCCCUGCCAUUGGCUUGUGUACUGAAGGCUCCUCUGAAACGGCAAGUUUUAUUUGUGCUAGUCUUGUGUGUAGACUAACUUGUUGAUCAAAGUUUCAGUCAGGGGUGUGCUUGCAGAGUAAUGUGAGUCUUCCUGAUUUUAUUUUGUUGUCUCUGUUUUGUUUUUUCGUGAAAAUUGCAAUGCUCUUAAAUGGUCAUAACUGGAGCAGUUUAUGAAAUGAAUUAAAAAUGAAAGAAAAUGGAGGUCAGAUGAAUAAUUAUUGUUCUCUGGAUGUACCCGUGAAACGGCAAGAUUCAGUUAUCUCGUGGAUCAUUUGAAUGGUCAAUUUCAAUAGAUUAUAUGUGAGACUACAUGUAGGCAGUGAUGUUAAUGUAGCUUUAAGCAGUUCAUCACACUGCAGUAAAAGAGUCAUGUAUUGUUUCCAUGACGUUUGCUCCUGUAGAUAAAUGUGCAUAUUAAUCCAAGUAAAUCUGACGUCAAGCCUAACUCAAGCACUUAUCCCUAUUCUCUUAUUAUUCUGAACUAAUUACACUGUCACAACCAUCAAGGGCAAUUCCAUGCUAGAAAAAAUCAGCCAUUUUCACAACACUUUUCCACCUACUGUCCAAACAAACGAGGAACUUCAAUUUAAUUUGUUGUAAUAUUUAAUUACUACUGGGUAGUCAUGUAAAAUAUUGACUACCGGUACCAACAGAAAUAUUUUCCAUCGAUGAAUUAGGGCCGAAAAUGUUGCGUGUCAUUCGGGUCAUUUCUGAAACCUGUACGACGCACAACAUUCACCCAUACUCAAACACAUUUUGUUUGUUAUCAGUUUUUCACAUCACUACCCGCUUUUACUUUAUCAUUGACAUAAAAGAAAGUUUUAUUGCUCAAGCAUUCAGCUAUUAAAGAGACUAUGAAUAAAAUAAUGGGUUUAUUUCCAAUUCGUCUAAUGCAAUUCAUCCAAUUGCAAAUUCGUCUAUUAUCAUUUGGUCUACCAUUAGUUCGUCCACUCACCACAUGGUCUACUUUCAUUUAGUCUAAUGCCAUUCAGUCUAAUAACCAGUUGAUCCAAUAGCCAUUUAGUCCAUAUACUAUUUGGUCUAAUCGAAUUAAGUGUUAAAUUGUGCAAAAUGAAUGAAAAUGAAAUGGAUACUAGACCAACUGGUUAUGAGACGAAAUGGUCAUAGACGAAACGGUGAUUAGAAGACGUGAUGAUUGGACCAAAUGGUUAAUGGACCAAAUGGUUGUUGGAAUGGCAUCGGACUAAAUGAAAGCAGACCAUGUGGUGAGUGUACGAGUUGGCUGUAGACGAAUUGGCGAUUUACCAAAUAAGGUAUAACUGUUGCCAAUUUGAGGAUUAAAGUUGCCAAUUUGAUGGUGAAAGCAGAUUAUUUUAAACUUCUAGAAAAGAUUUGUGCCUCUAUUGCCUGUAUUGUGAAUUGGGUUUAAUUCAAACUCUGGUUUAAAGUUGUGGUUAAAAUAUGGAUAGCCAAUUGCACAGCUAGUAGUAGGAUUUUUAAGGGGAAAAUCACAUUAAAUAGGAUUUUCCCCCUUGAAAUAUGAUUUGUUAAACUUAUAAGAGUUAUGAUGUUUGGUAUUUUUUUCAAAAUUUUCAAGAAGAAUAAGAUUUUAGGCUUGGAAAAAAAAAUAAGGAAUGGGAUUUUUCACAAUUAAGGUUGGCACUUCUGCAAUUCUGACAGGUAUCUCUAAUCAUUCAUAACUGACUGGGAAUAAUUACUGAAAUAAUUAUCUUUGUUGUUAAAACUUGAAGAAGAACAUGUAUGCAAUUUUAAAACUGUUGGCUUCCCAUAAUUUAAACACAGAGUUCGACCUGACUUCAGUAUAUGUGCCUAUGGGAUUUAUUGAGAAAGUCAUAUGGAGUGCAAUUAUGGGAUAAAAUAUGGUGUCAGACUGUUAGUUGACAUCUACAAGUAAGAGACUGAGCUCAUAUUAACGCAUGACUGAAGAAAGCAUGAUGAUGUUUAUUUCUUUGUAUGUUUUUGUAUAUUUGACUGAAAAUAUUACCAAAGAAAACCAGUUCCAAAUAACUUCCUCACUGUAUUGAAUAAUGUAAAAACUAGGAGACAGGCCAAUUGUUUUCAUUUAUUUGUUUGUUCAUGAUUUUCCACACCUGAGCAAGUAAUCAUAAUUGUUCCUUUAUUUUUUUCUCCGAUUGUUGACAGUGAAAUGUAGGUAAUCCUUGAUGCAUCAAUAAAAUGAUCACUGUUUUCAAGCCAAGGUCUCAUCUGAUUAAAAAAAAAAAAUUCAUUUGAAAUCACAUGUUGUAUUUUAUUUAUAGUGAUGUGUGGUUUUUCAUUUCAGAAAGAAAAAUUUAUAUUUUUUUUCUGGGAGGGGGGGGGGGGACUUUUUCCCUAUUACUUUCUUGGAAAGAAGACUAAAUCAGUGAUCAGUGUAUUAAUUUUUGUUUAUUUAUAACUCAUUGUUUUUGUGGGUUUUUUUAGUGGAUGUGUAACAUUCUGUAUUCUGGCUCUUAGACAUCACUCAUUAUUCAUUGCUUUAUCUUUCAUUUUAAAAGUUCACUCAAAUGUGCCUAAUUGUAGGUGUUUGUAGACAUUUGAGGGUACCACAUUUAGAUUUAAAAAAUUAUUCCUUAUUGCGCUAAAAGAAAAAAAAAAUUAUGUCUGACAUUACUGCAUAAGUUUUCAUGUCAUGAGAUAUCGUAGAUUAAACAAUGCCAAGAUUUUAGAGGGAUGAAAAUUUCUUCCUUGGAUAGUUUUUUUGUCUCACCUGCUGCAUAGCAGAGCACUUGAGACUAUAGGCGCCGCUUUUCUGACCGCGGCGGCGGCGUCAACACCAAAUCUUAACCUAAGGUUAAGUUUUUGAAAUGUCAUCAUAACUUAGAAAAUAUAUGGACCUAGUUCAUGAAACUUGGACCUAAGGUUAAGCAAGUAUUACUGAACAUCUUGCUUGAGUUUCACAUCACAUGACCAAGGUCAUUUAGGGUCAAUGAACUUUGGCCAAAUUGGGGGAAUCUGUUGAAUUACCAUCAUAACUUUGAAAGUUUAUGGAUCUGAUUAAUGAAACUUAGAUAUAAAAGUAAUCAAGUAUCACUGAACAUCCUGUGCGAACUUCAGGUCACAUGACCAAGGUCAAUGAACUUUGGCCAUGUGGGGGGGGGGUAUCUGUUGAAUUACCAUCAUAACUUUGAAAGGUAAUGGAUCUGAUUCAUGAAACUUGGACAGAAGAGUAAUCAAGUAUCUUUGAACAUUCCCUCUGAGUUUCAGGUCACAUGACCAAGGUCAUUUAAGGUCAAUGAACUUUGGCCAUGUUGGGGGAAUUUGUUAGGUGUAUUGGUCUAGUUCAUAAAACUUGGACAUAAGAGUCAUCAAGUAUCACUGAACAUCUCAUGCGAGUUUCAGGUCACAUGACCAAAGUCAAAGGUCAUUUAAGGUCAUUGAACUUUGGCCAUUUUAGAGGUAAUUAUUAGAUUGCUUUCAUAACUUUCAAAGUUUAUAUAGUGUAUAAAAUGUGGAUAUAGGGGUAAUCAAGUAUUACUGACAAGUUUUAGGUCACAUGAUCAAGGUAAAAUGUCAUUAAACGUAGUAAUGUAUCAUUAUAUGAAUGGUGUUUUUUGUGAAUAAUUAUUUUAUAGUAGUUUUCAAAGUCAGCACUGCUGCUAUAUUGAAUCGCGUGAUGCAGGUGAGACCGCCAGAGGCAUUCCACUUGUUUUUUUCUUAUAAAUCUAUGAAACCUUUUUAAUUCAAAUUUUUGAAUAUUUUUGUUGUAUUAUGUUCGAUAAUUUGCUUUGAUUUGUGUUUAAAUGAAGAAAGUCCUCUAAAUCAAACAGUUGUAUGCCAUUGGCACAUGGUAAAAUUUGUUUAUAUGCAAUGUAUGUGUACUUUUUGAGGCUAUGAAUAAACUUGCUAGUAAAAUGA
Lytechinus pictus (painted urchin) is the source of this 6139-nucleotide messenger RNA. Its product is annotated as nucleoporin NDC1-like. NCBI's taxonomy places the organism in Eukaryota, Metazoa, Echinodermata, Echinoidea, Temnopleuroida, Toxopneustidae. Gene Ontology annotation, cellular component: nuclear pore transmembrane ring. The coding region runs from base 36 to 1931 and encodes 631 amino acids. Gene Ontology annotation, molecular function: protein-macromolecule adaptor activity. The transcript has 13 exons. Gene Ontology annotation, biological process: nuclear pore organization. The record is from RefSeq and is a predicted model, not a curated record.